AUGCAGCUGAUACUGCUAUGCAUUAUGCUCAUCACCUCAGGUAUGGCCCCAAGCCAGGGGAGCGUGCUGCAACUGAAAAGAAUGAUUAGACAGGCAACAGGAAAAAAUCCUAUCUUCAGCUAUCUGAACUAUGGAUGCCACUGUGGACCAGGUGGCAGAGGUCAACCCAAAGAUGCAACUGACUGGUGCUGCAAAGCACAUGACUGCUGCUAUGGACACCUAAGCGAGCAGAAAUGCUAUGCCCAUGUGGACACAUACAAGUACAAAUAUGCCAACGGGGACAUCGAGUGCCAUGGGAAGAGUCAUUGUGAGAAGGAGAUUUGCCAGUGUGACAAAGAACUUGCCCUCUGCCUGCGCCGAAACCUGGAAACCUACAAGAAGCAAUUCUGUUUGUCUUGGUUGUUCUUCUGUCAAGGCGAGAACCCAGAAUGCUAGAAGGAGGUCCUCCAGCAACCCUGGUGGGAAGAGAGCUCUGGAUGGGGCUCUAACUCUGCUCUGUAUACUUUAAAAACAACAACAAAAAGUAAAACCCCAAAACAGAGCCGACAUACCGGUUUUGAGGAUUCAGUGUUCAAAAUAGACUGGAGUCUCUGUAGCACAUUAUUGAGACUGUCUGGUGCCCUCCCUUUUAGUUCUGACAUUCUGUCCUCCAAGGCCUUUUCCUAACUCCGACAUUCUGUAUUCUAAGGGCCCUCUUAUCCCUGACCUUCUGUGUUUUACUUCCCAUCUCUGACAUUUCUGUGACAUCCUGUAUACUAAGAUCCUUCCGGCACUCAUUUUCUAUAAUCAAUGAACUGUUCUGAGAGCUACCAGCCUCCCUAGAAUAAGGAUGUGGCCAAUCAAGGUCACUUCUCUGGGAAGAACAAUUAUUCUUUAUUCAUACAAGUUCUCCUCUGUUUGUUGAACCAUUAGCUACCUAGUUUCCUCCUCACGUCUUAUAUUGAAACCUGUAGGACCUCCCCCUUGGGCUCUAGGAGCAGCCUCUUCCCUCUCUUUCAGCGCUCAGAUAAUGGAGAAGGGGAAGUUGGCAUGCUUUUCAUUGUCUCUCUUGGGAAAGCCUGGCUAGGCAGUCCUCUACAGGCUCAUGCUUUGCUCUUUCCAGACUUCAUGGCUGGUGCUCUGUCCAUGGAGCCUCCUAGUUGCCUCGUUUCCUUGGUUCCUUCUGAAAGUGACUUUUCCUAGUUUCUCUCCCUCCCCUCCAGUUUCAAAAACCUUCUCCUCUAAGGUAACCUUCUACCUCCCCUCCAGGUAUCUUGUAUGUACUGAUCCAUAUACAUGUCAUCUGCCUCAU
Molecule: messenger RNA, 1291 nt
Organism: Gracilinanus agilis (Agile Gracile Mouse Opossum)
Lineage: Eukaryota; Metazoa; Chordata; Mammalia; Didelphimorphia; Didelphidae
Product: group IID secretory phospholipase A2-like
Exons: 4
Coding region: 1-435 (144 amino acids)
Biological process (GO): lipid catabolic process; arachidonate secretion; phospholipid metabolic process
Molecular function (GO): calcium ion binding; phospholipid binding
Source: RefSeq, a predicted model, not a curated record